Messenger RNA from Colossoma macropomum (tambaqui), 1526 nucleotides. RefSeq lists its product as uncharacterized. Gene Ontology annotation, biological process: vesicle-mediated transport; protein transport; small GTPase-mediated signal transduction. Gene Ontology annotation, cellular component: cytoplasm. The record is from RefSeq and is a predicted model, not a curated record. Lineage: Eukaryota; Metazoa; Chordata; Actinopteri; Characiformes; Serrasalmidae. Gene Ontology annotation, molecular function: Rab GDP-dissociation inhibitor activity.
AUGGCAGAGUUUGAUGUUGUUGUGCUGGGCACUGGGCUUAAGGAAUGCAUCCUCUCCGGCCUGCUGUCCAUCUGUGGGAAGAAAGUUCUUCACAUUGAUCAGAACCCACACUAUGGAGGAGAGGGCGCCUCCAUAUCACCUCUGGAAGAGCUCUAUAAGAGGUUCCAGGUUCCAGGGCCUCCCAAAGGAAUGGGGCAGGGCAAAGAAUGGACCGUCGAUCUCAUCCCUAAAUUUCUGCUGUCCAAUGGGCAGUUGGUGAAGAUGCUGCUGUAUACGGAGGUGACGCGCUACUUGGAUUUUAAAGUGGUGGAGGGCAGUUAUGUGUACCAAGCUGGAAAAAUCCACAAAGUCCCCGUCACUGAGGCAGACACACAAGCUUCAGAUUUGAUGGGUAUGUUUGAUAAGCGGCGUUUCCGGAAGCUUCUGCUGUUCGUUCUGAACUUGGACGAGCACGACCCGCGGACCUUCCUGGACAUGGACCCCAACAGAACGACCAUGAGGGACGUGUUCAGGCACUUCGACCUGGGAACGGAUGCAGUGGAGUUUACAGGGCACGCACUGGCCCUGCAGAGCGGUGACGAUUAUCUGGACCAGCCGUGCCUGCAGACCAUAAAGCGGAUAAAACUGUACUCAGACUCUUUGGCCCGUUAUGACCACAGUCCAUACCUCUAUCCCCUCUAUGGCCUGGGGGAGCUACCACAGGGCUUCGCCAGGUUGAGCUCUCAGAAUGGAUGUAAAUACUUGCAGAACCGAAAGGUGGACGACAUCAUCAUAGAGAGCGGCAGAGUGGUGGGGGUGAAGUCUCACGGAGAGGUGUUCCGCUGUAAGCAGCUGCUGUGUGACCCCAGCUACUCUCCGGGCCGGGUCAGGAAAGUGGGGCGGGUCAUCAGGGUCAUCUGCCUUCUGAACCAUCCAAUCAGAAACACUCAUGAUGCCAAAUCCUGCCAGAUCAUCAUCCCACAUACACAGGUCCACCGGAAAUCAGAUAUCUAUGUGUGUAUGGUCUCCUAUGGUCAUAACGUAGCUCCAGAAGGGAAGUACAUCGCUGUGGUCAGUACAAAUGUGGAGACCAGUAACCCAGAGAAAGAAGUGCAGCCAGGCCUGGCUCUGCUGGAGCCCAUCAUGCAGAAGUUUAUCUCCAUUACUGACCUGAUGGUGCCCACAGAUGAUGGAAGGCGGAGUCAGAUCUUCGUGUCUCGUUCGUACGACGCCACCACGCACUCUGAGACGGAGUGUGAGGACAUUAAGGACCUGUUUCGUCGCAUGACGGGGGCAGAGUUCAGCUUCGAGGAUUUCCAGAGAGACAGCGAGGCCGACGCUGAUGAUUAAACACGUUCACAAACAGCUACAUCGUCCAAAGGCAACCGAUUCACCUCAUUCACACCCUGGCCAUUUUUCUUAUUACGUGAUGGAGAGAAACGGGAAUCGGGUGAUUAAUAACUCAACAGCCAGAGCAAAGAAAUUGAUGUAUAUCGUGAAUUUUAAAAGCACUGAAAAUGGGGAUGGGGUCUGCAAAGAUACCUCAA